AGUUGUGCAGAGUUGGAGGGGUGCAGCCUGCCCGCCGAGCUAGCCGCAUGCCUCUGUGAGAGAGAGGGGCGCUUCCCGAGCACGCUCCGCUCCCCCCGUCCUUCCUCAUGCUAGAUACGUUCAGACCCGUCCCUUUCGCGUCGGAAAUGGCGAUUAGUAAAUCCGUGGCGUGGCUGAAGCAGCCGUCCCACAUCGAGUCGGCCAUCAACGUGGCCAUCCCCGGCAUCAUGCUGCGGCGUCUGCAGAAGGGCAACCUGCCCCUGCGCUCCCUCGUCGCCAGCAGCGAGGAGGACCGGGAGCGCUUCGCCCGCCGGUGCGGCACCGACACGGUGGUGCUGUACGACGAGCACAGCCGCGACUGGAACGAGAACACGGGCGGCGAGUCCGUGCUGGGACUGCUCCUCAAGCGUCUCAAAGACGAAGGCUGCAAGGCGUUUUAUCUGGAAGGUGGCUUCAGCAAGUUCCAGGCCGAGUUUGCCCUGCACUGCGAAACUAACCUAGACACCUCGUGUAGCAGCAGCUCUCCUCCUUUGCCAGUCUUGGGCUUGGGAGGCCUCCGAAUCAGCUCCGAUUCUUCAUCAGACAUUGAAUCUGACAUUGACAGAGACCCCAAUAGUGCCACUGACUCCGAUGGCAGCCCUCUCUCCAACAACCAGCCUUCCUUCCCGGUGGAGAUUUUACCCUACCUCUACUUAGGCUGUGCCAAGGACUCCACUAAUCUGGACGUUUUAGAAGAGUUUGGCAUAAAAUACAUCUUGAAUGUUACCCCCAACCUGCCUAAUCUCUUCGAAAACGCCGGUGAAUUCAAGUACAAACAGAUCCCGAUCUCAGAUCACUGGAGCCAAAACCUGUCUCAGUUCUUUCCUGAGGCCAUCUCCUUCAUAGAUGAAGCACGGGGGAAGAACUGUGGUGUCCUGGUGCAUUGCUUAGCAGGGAUCAGCCGCUCGGUCACAGUGACGGUGGCCUACCUCAUGCAGAAGCUCAACUUGUCCAUGAAUGAUGCCUAUGAUAUUGUCAAGAUGAAGAAGUCCAACAUUUCACCCAACUUCAACUUCAUGGGCCAGCUGCUGGACUUUGAGCGGACUCUGGGGCUGAGCAGCCCCUGUGACAAUCGAGUACCGAACCAGCAGCUGUACUUCACCACCCCUUCCAACCAAAACGUCUUCCAGGUGGAUUCCCUGCAGUCCACGUGA
Messenger RNA from Mesitornis unicolor (brown roatelo), 1193 nucleotides. It is a transcript of the gene DUSP6, whose product is annotated as dual specificity phosphatase 6. The transcript has 4 exons. The coding region runs from base 108 to 1193 and encodes 361 amino acids. Gene Ontology annotation, molecular function: MAP kinase tyrosine/serine/threonine phosphatase activity; protein tyrosine/threonine phosphatase activity. The record is from RefSeq and is a predicted model, not a curated record. Gene Ontology annotation, biological process: regulation of heart growth; positive regulation of apoptotic process; negative regulation of ERK1 and ERK2 cascade. Gene Ontology annotation, cellular component: cytosol; cytoplasm. NCBI's taxonomy places the organism in Eukaryota, Metazoa, Chordata, Aves, Mesitornithiformes, Mesitornithidae.